Cyphellophora attinorum is the source of this 1083-nucleotide messenger RNA. Its product is annotated as Fructose-bisphosphate aldolase 1. Lineage: Eukaryota; Fungi; Ascomycota; Eurotiomycetes; Chaetothyriales; Cyphellophoraceae. Gene Ontology annotation, molecular function: fructose-bisphosphate aldolase activity; zinc ion binding. Gene Ontology annotation, cellular component: cytosol. The record is from RefSeq and is a predicted model, not a curated record. Gene Ontology annotation, biological process: glycolytic process; gluconeogenesis. The transcript has 4 exons. The coding region runs from base 1 to 1083 and encodes 360 amino acids.
AUGGGUGUUCAGGACGUCCUCUCGCGCAAGACUGGUGUUAUCGUUGGUGACGAUGUGCUGGCCCUCUUCAAGCACGCUCAGGAGAACAAAUACGCCGUACCCGCUAUCAAUGUGACCUCUUCGUCCACUGUCGUUGCAGCCCUGGAAGCGGCCCGAGACAAGAAAUCCCCAAUCAUCCUCCAGACCUCCCAAGGUGGUGCAGCAUACUUCGCUGGCAAGGGUGUCAAGAAUGGCAACCAAGAGGCUUCGAUCGCUGGCGCCGUCGCUGCAGCGCACUACAUCCGCUCAGUCGCUCCCAUCUAUGGUAUCCCAGUCGUCCUCCACACCGACCACUGUGCAAAGAAGCUGCUACCCUGGCUUGAUGGCAUGAUGGAUGCGGAUGAGGCUUAUUUCAAGGAGCACGGCGAGCCUCUAUUCUCGUCCCAUAUGAUCGAUCUGUCAGAGGAGGAGGUUGACUGGAACAUUGAGACCACAGCAAAGUAUCUGAAGCGGGCAGCUCCUAUGAAGCAAUGGCUUGAGAUGGAAAUUGGCAUCACAGGUGGCGAGGAAGACGGUGUCAACAACGAGGACGUGGACAACAACUCGCUGUACACGCAGCCCGAAGACAUCCACCAGAUCUGGACUACCUUGUCGAAGAUCAGCCCCUACUUCUCCAUCGCCGCUGGCUUCGGUAACGUGCACGGUGUGUACAAGCCUGGCAAUGUCAAGCUCCACCCCGAGCUCCUUGACAAGCACCAGAAGUAUGUGCAAGAGAAGGAGAGCACCAAGACGAACAAGCCUGUCUUCCUUGUCUUCCAUGGUGGCUCUGGCAGCUCAAAGCAGGAGUACCUCGAUGCGAUCUCAUACGGUGUCGUCAAGGUCAAUCUCGACACCGAUCUCCAGUACGCCUAUCUUACCGGUAUCCGCGACUACAUGGCAAACAAGAAGGACUACGUUGCAAAGGCAGUCGGCAAUCCUGAUGGCGAGGACAAGCCCAACAAGAAGUACUUCGAUCCCCGUGUCUGGGUCCGUGAGGGUGAGAAGACGAUGUCCGCGCGUGUGUCUGAGGCGCUGGACGAUUUCAACACGGCUGGCCAGGUAUAA